AUCAGAGUGCAAGAUGGAACAUGAAGCAUUGUUUUUUUUAAUGUUUAGGGUGUCGCAUUAUUGUGAAAAUUAAAUCUCUAGAGAGAACGACAGAAAACGUGGACGUUGGGGUUGAGAGACUCGUGAAUUAUCGGUAGAGGCUUGCUUUUACCCUUGGAGCCUCCAAGUUGGAGGUUCACGCGAUUUACGUUUGAUGGUGCCACGCGGCCGAUGCUGCUGCCCCCGCGAAACUCGGCGAAACUCCGUCCGAGUUUUCCGCCACUGGUGGGCCAUAAAGCAUAAAAUCGGCCAUUACUCGCAAGCAUUUUUGUCGUGCACGAGGGGCCACGAGCGGCAAUGAGGAGGUCGCGAUUGAGCUGAUUGAGUCUUUCAGCCGGUUUGUAUGAUGUCUGAUGCUACCACGGAAAGCAUGAUCGGGAAUAGCAGGACGAUGCCCAAUAUCAAGCAGGAAAUCGAUAACCCAACAACGCCCACGCAAAAUUAUCAAGUGUGUUCACCAACCACGACUCUUCAGCAUCAGGAGUCGAUAUGCACGAAAUUAGACAUAGCGACGGACUACGGCGGUAGCAACGGUAGUCCCGAGAGCCCAGAGAUGCAUCAUUGUUCCUCGACGACGCAGCCGUUGGGAACUCCGGAGGAUGGCGUUAAGGAAGAAGAUAUGAUACCCAGGAGGCUUUGUCUUGUCUGCGGUGAUGUUGCGAGCGGUUUCCAUUACGGAGUCGCCUCGUGCGAGGCAUGCAAGGCUUUCUUCAAGAGAACUAUACAAGCCAGUAAUUUUACAGGAAACAUCGAGUACACUUGUCCGGCGAACGGCGAGUGCGAGAUAAACAAACGAAGACGUAAGGCCUGCCAGGCGUGUAGAUUUCAGAAAUGUUUGCGGCAAGGAAUGCUGAAGGAAGGCGUGAGAUUGGAUCGUGUUCGAGGAGGUCGACAAAAGUACAGAAGAUCCACGGACCCUUAUACGCCGGUCAAGAAUGCCACGCUGGAGGCUAACGUAGCGUCGGCAGCUUCUACCGAAACGAUAAAGGCACACCGUGUCUCGUCUUUUGCAGACAACAAGAUGGUCGAAGCUUUGGCGGCUUGCGAACCAGACAUGCUUCAAGUGUCUAACAACUCGAGUACACAGGAGACGGAUCAGAGAGUUCUCGGACAAUUGUCGGAUCUGUACGAUCGAGAAUUAGUCGGUAUAAUCGGUUGGGCCAAGCAGAUCCCGGGGUUCAGCAACUUAGCGCUGAAUGAUCAAAUGCGGCUUUUGCAGAGUACUUGGGCCGAGAUAUUAACUUUCACCCUGGCGUGGAGAAGUACGCCUAACACCGGCAGAUUGAGGUUUGCGCAAGAUUUUACAUUGGACGAAAGACUUGCGCGCGAGUGUCAUUGUACGGAGCUUUAUACACACUGUAUACAAAUUGUCGAGAGGAUCCAACGAUUGGGUUUAACGCGGGAGGAAUACUACGUGUUGAAAGCCUUGAUCCUAGCGAACAGUGAUGCUAGAUCCGACGAGCCUAUGGCGCUCUCCCGUUUCCGAGAUUCGAUCUUGAAUUCUUUGUCGGACUGUGUAGCGGCAGUGAGACCGGGUCAAGCCCUCCGCGUCACGCAAAACAUGCUACUAGUGCUGCCCAGUCUCAGACAGGCCGAUGGGAUCGUCAGACGUUUUUGGUCCAGUGUAUAUAAAACGGGCAAGGUACCGAUGAACAAGCUCUUCGAAGAGAUGCUGGAGAACGUUUGUUAUCGAUGAGAUACGCUUGGUCGUCGCAAAUUUGAUAACUCGACCAUUCGUCGCCAGAUUCAUUGCCGUUUAUUGUAAGCUGACGAUAUUCGCCACCAACGUGAUUAUAUAUUGUACAUCAUUAUUUCGGGCACGUUUUUUCGAUGUGCCAUUACGUUGUCGAAGACACCAGUGAGUGAUAGUGCGGAGAAACCAAGUUUGUCGGUCCUCCUACGAUCCUUUUUUUAUUUUCUAAUAAACUCGUGAGUUUUUAUUCUCUUUUUUUUUCUUUCUUUUUGCGUGCGAAAAGGACGUUGAAAGUGGAAGUUCGGACAGUGUCUCCGGCGAUUGUUGGAGUUCACAAAUCAUUAUAAAUGGCAAACAUGUGUAGUCUUCGUUUGAGAUAAAGUAUCCAAACUUUCCUUUUCGAGUACCCCAUUUACAGGUACAGAAAGAAAGAAAGAAAGAAAGAAAGAUAGAUAGAUCGAAAAAGGAAAGAAGGAAAGAAAGAAGAAGGAAAAAUGUAACUUUUAUGUUGGAACAUAACAGUACGAGAUGCGAGGAGACUUUCAAAGUACUCAUUUUAGGAUAGGUAUACGUGAAAGCCAAUCGAUGGCUUUAUUACCAAAUGAAGUGUUUCCGUUUGAUCGUCAUGAUCGCAACACUGAAUAUAUUAGUAAUUAGAUAAAAUGUAAUAACUGUGGGUGUUUAACGUCGUAGUCAUGAUGUUGGUUAAGAAUCAGCAAUCAAAAUUACUGUUAUCGAACGGCAUUUUGUCUAUUCUUUUUUCUCUUAAUCGUUGUUUAUUUUUUAUUUUUUUUUGUUUUAUUCACCGUGUAUCCUGAGAAGCAUUUGGAAUCACCUUCUGUGCAUUCUCAACGCGACAUAUAUGUGUACACACACACACCCAUACAUAUAUAUUGCCUCUUUUGCAUUAGCACUUGUAAUUAUAAUAGCUUAAAUGUGAAGAGAGAAAUCGAAUACUAUUAAUCGACAUAUAUUUGUGAUAGCUGUAUUGAACAUCCAUAGUUAUAGCGAUGUAGAGAUACGUCUUUGUAUAUUAUUCUAGAAUACAUCUUUGUACAAUAUAAACGAGAUCAAGUUAAAAUGGGUGCGAAAAGGCGCGAAGAAAGAUAGCGGGUAGAAUGGCUGAAUCGUUCCUUAAAUUGGAGACACGCUGCUUCUACGCAAAAAUUUUGGAUUUUGUAUUGGAAAUAUAUUUUAAAGAUUAUUGGCUCUAGGCUAUUGCCAUAUUAUCAUGCUUUCGUUGGCGAUAGAAGUGUUUACCCGGUUGUUAGAAUGGUCGCGUUAUGUUAUUUACCUGUGCCACACAAGAAAAAGAGCAGAAAAAUAUAUUAUUGCUAAUAUAUAUAAUUAUUAAUAAUAUUUUUACAAUCGCAUUAUUACGAUCAUUAUUAUUAAUACAUUGAUAUACAAUUAAUAUUAUUAUUACCAUUAUUAUAUUCAGGGAUCUUUAUUAUCUAGUUCUUUAUUACUAAAGCCCCUUGCACAAUAGGCGAUAGCGAUAGCGACAGCGACAAGGUAUAGCUUUGUCGGCAACUUUAUCGCUAUCGCUAUCGCCUAUUGUGCAAGGGGCUUAAUGAUUGUUACGAAAAUCAGCGAGUCUAAUAUCAUCGAUGCGCUGAUGCGCGACCGUAACGUUAUACAUGCCUUUCACAAUGAGAAUUUUUUAAGGAGAGAACGAAAGCCAUAUAUAGAAAGUGAGUAAAUCUCAUGGAGCUUCAUUUGACGACGAUUGUCGUAAGUCUACGGCGGUUUUUAUCCUUUAGCAAAUUCGCUUAUAAUCACCCCAGUCGUAUGGAGGCUUAUUUAGCUUUUUACAAUUAAAACGAGAGUUAACAGUAGACAAACUAGAAAGACUAAACAAUAGAAUUCUCAAAUUCAGUUCUUUCUUAUUAUUUUUUGAUUAUUUAUUUCUUAUAUACAUAGUAUUAAAAGUUAUGUCAAAAAGGUAUACGUGAUAUACGUAUCUUUCCAAUUAGAAAAUCAUUUCCUCGAGACAAAAAUGGUAAAAGCCGCGUGUGGACUUGGUCAUUGCGAAACUGUCGUUAUGGGUCUAGAGUGCAAUAAAGUCAAGGUACACAGUUCAUUUUUUUUUCUUAAUAACAAGAUAACGUCGUCUCUUUGCUCUCCCUUGAUUGUCCUUAUUUUUUGCUCGUAGGCUACGAACGUUUUUCUUUUUAUUCUUUCUGCAUUUAAAUCCGUGAAAAACAAUUUGCGGCUCGAUCUCGCACACUCACUACUCUUCUUCACGUUUUUCUAGUAAUCUACCACUAUUUUCUUAAUUAACUAACAUAAUAAAAAAGAAAAGAAGACAGAUAUCGAAUUGGUUGUUGUAGGUCAACAUUUUUUCGCGUUUUAUCUAGAAUCUAGACAGUCACGUCCGAUUUGAUUUUUUAGCUCAUUAAUUUGUUUUCUUGAAAAUAGUCUUAAGGAAGUUAUUAUUUACAGAAAAUAUUAAGAUGUCUAAAAAUCAUUUUAAGUUACAAGGAGGUUUAUUAUAUGUUCGUAGCAGCGUUGCAUUACUAUUUACAAAUAUAUAAUGCUCCGUAAUGUUGUAAUGAAACAUUUCUGUAAUCUGUUCCGGCAAUUUUGUUGCUGCAACAUUGAUGGAAUGCUUUGUAUAUGGGAAUUAAUGUUCAAAAAUGUGCGUGUGUGUGUGUGAGUGUGUGUAUGUAUGUAUGUUUUACAAAGGGGAUUUCAAGAUGUCUCAAAAAGAUGGUAUUAAUGUGAAUAUUUAAUGUCGACGUUUUUUAAAAACAUUUUUUAGUCUUAAAAACAUAAAAUAUUUUUUGGAAAAGUCUUUCACUCACGCAUAUUGUCUGAUUGUGAGUGAGUAAAAUCUGUUUUCCUUUUCUCGUCUAAAAAUACAAUUUGUACAGCACGUGCAGCAAUAUAGCUGGAAUGUUGCUGCGAUACUCUGGAACACUCUGUGCUGUAUGAGUAGUGGAUGUAGGUCGAAAGUUUCCGUAAAAAAUUGCAGAAAUGUCUCAAGUUUUACUUGACAGAAAAUUUGUGUGUGUUAUGUACGCGCCGUGUUAUGUACGCACAUAUUUUGAGCUCGUUAAAAAAAAGGCCGAUAAUUUUUCCUCCGAUGAUAUUCUCUGUAACGCGAUACCGGUAUUUUUUUGUCUUUGUUUUUGUUGAGGCUAACAAGCUUUCUCAUUUACCUAACUGUGAUAUUCGCGUUAUAGAUUCCACACAUGUGUCGCUGGAAUCAGUCCGUAGAAUUAAUGUUUCCUUCUUUUCCCCUUUGUUGUUGAAUGCGCGUGUUAAAGGAGAACCACGGUGGUGUUAAGAAUAUCCGUCAAUUCACAGAUAUGAUCGUUAAAGUCUCCACAUUGUUCUAAUUUCUUCAACUUGAGGGACAAUUAAAUCAGGAUAAUUCUCAUAAGGCGUUUUUUCUUUCGUACAAUGUGCUGCCGAUUUCUUUUUUCUUCCGUUCUUUACGCUAAAUUCUGAACCAUGUUUCCGCAAGUUCAAUCCAUUAACUAACAAUUGUGCUUACUAACUCCUCGCAAAGUUACCCCCGAGGCCCUCUACUCGUGCCGCGCCGGCGCGAUGGACGUAGAAAGAUUUUAAGCAAAUAUUGUCGCGUGCGUCGCUUAAUUGAAGAGAGAAAUAGAAUGUGUGUGUGUGUGUGUGUGUGUGUGUGUGUGAAAAAAGGGAAAAAAAAAGAAAGCGUUAGGUAUUUUUGUGUGCACUGCUGGAUUUUAUGAAGUUUCAUACUUUUUCGAGCAUUUUUCUUUGUACAUAUGUAAUCACCGAUUCGCCAUGGCGGUAGAAUCGUAGUCUCAGGGUUGCAAGCAAGCAAACACGAUACAAACGUAGGCACAUUCAAAUAGUUAAGCGUGCGAGUAUAUCUCUGUCAAACAUAGGAGUAGCAUAUAAAACGAUAGAUUUAAACAAAGGGAAAGAAUAGGGCGAAUUAACAAAAAUGCGAUACGUUGUGUAACAGAAAGUUUGCGAAUUAUGUAGACGGCUUUCCAAAGGAAAGCAAACGCAGCGUGGACAGGGAUGGAAUUAUUGAUAAAGUAUAAUUAUUAUAAGGCAAUACGGCGGGACAAUUAAGCUUUUAUUUUUCGGUAGUACAGAAGGCGUACGCCUUCUUUCGAAUCGCCGAAUUUUGUAAAACUCGUGUUUCAUUGCCGCACCUCGGAUUGGCUUCGAAAGGCCUUCCACCCAGUUUUGGACAAGUCACACACACAUGACUUGUUAUUUCAUUGAAAUCUCGUAUUAGAAGAUGAUUAGAACUAUGUAAUAUAUCGUUGCGUGGAAGGUCUGCUCGAGAAUAAGGUUCUUUCGCAAGAUGAAAAUGUGAUGUGACGUGACUCUUCUUUCCCGACGCCAGAAUAAGGGUAUGACGAUUGUAUAGCGCUAAUAAUCCGUGCUAAGUAAGUUCCUUCGGCGGCAGAGAUCUUGCCUUUUUGAUUUUGCGAUACGAGAACGCAUCUACACUGAAAGUGUAUUAUAAAUAGUUUAUGUAUAAAGAUAUAUAUGAGAUGUAUGGCACACACGGGCUGCGAUUUUGAGAUUUUUUUUUACAUUUGUAAAGUGGAAUGUUUUGUAAAUGCGAAUUCGGACGAUCGCGUCUCUCUUCAAGUCUUUUAAUUAUUGUAAUAUAAAAAUUGUGCGAAAUUGUUAAAUGUUUUUUUAAUUUCUUCGUAAUCUUAUGAGUCGUUGUUUUUUCUCAAGUCCGAUGUGAUUCGCGUCUGUAAGAAGAUGAGGGAUACUGCUUCUACGAUGAUUAUAAAUAUGUAGUUACUUUGUAAUUAUGACAUAGAUUCUAUACAUAAUUUUUAUAUGUGCGCAUACUGAGAGAAUGAGAGAGAGAGAGAGAGAGGGCUGUACAGUUUGGUUUCUGGUGUGUAUCUGUAACAAAAAGAGGCCGAAGAGAUACAACUGCAAGCAGUGGCAUCGCGAAAUUUCAUAACGCGAGCGAUUGGAAUAGUUCGUAUGAGAGAGAGAGAGAGAGAGAGAGAGAGAGAGAGAGAGAGAGAGAGAGAGAGAGAGAGAGAGAGAGAAAGAAAGUGAGCGUAUGUUAAUUAAGAUGACGAUAUCUACAACGAGAUGCAGAAAAUAAAUCAACAAACGACACGCUGUAUGGAACUACCUCGGUAA
Messenger RNA from Temnothorax curvispinosus, 6847 nucleotides. It is a transcript of the gene Err, whose product is annotated as steroid hormone receptor ERR2. The transcript is spliced from 9 exons. The record is from RefSeq and is a predicted model, not a curated record. NCBI's taxonomy places the organism in Eukaryota, Metazoa, Arthropoda, Insecta, Hymenoptera, Formicidae. Gene Ontology annotation, molecular function: steroid binding; zinc ion binding; DNA-binding transcription factor activity. Gene Ontology annotation, cellular component: nucleus. Bases 383 to 1735 code for a protein of 450 amino acids. Gene Ontology annotation, biological process: regulation of DNA-templated transcription.